AUGCGCAUUCAUGCGCAUGAACUCCUACUGACACUAAUGAAACUUCGUCUAAACCUAAAUGAUGAAGAUCUAGCAGUCAGGUUCUGUGUCAGUACGUCAGUCAUUUCAAACAUAAUUUCAACUCUUCUCCCAUUUCUUGCUAACGAGCUCAAAAGUUUAAUCUACUGGCCAAGUCGUUCUGCUGUUCAGAAUCACUUUCCUUCAUGCUUCAAGAAACAUGGACAGGUUAGAGCAAUAAUUGAUUGUUUUGAAGUUCAAACACAGAGGCCAUCCCAAAGUGAUGUCAAUUCAAAAUUGUACUCGAGCUAUAAGCAACGACAUACAUACAAAGUAUUGGUAGCAUGUACCCCAGGAGGAUCAGUAUCUUUUUUAUCACCAACUGCAGGGGGAAACAUGUCUGAUAUUGAAAUUGUACGAAAGAGUGGUAUGCUUGAUUUAUUGGAGAACGGCGAUGUAGUCUUGGCAGACAAAGGUUUCAAAGACAAGUCAGACUUUCUCCUUCACGGGUGUAAACUGGUGAUACCACUGUUUAGUAAGAAGGGAAAGGUUUUUACUGAGGAGGCAAACAUAACUAAUGCUGCUGUAUCUAAUUCACGAAUACACAUUGAAAGGGUCAUCGGGAGGAUGAAGGAGUUUCAAAUUUUGAAAGGAGAUUUUCCAUUACUCCGAAGCGACAUUGUCGAUCAUGUGUUUACAUUAUGUGGUGUGCUAGUUAAUCUGCAAAGCGUCCUUGUUCCGAAAUGAUUUAGUUGUUAAUAAUGCAGGCAGUUACAAUGUUAAAUAUCAACCAAAUUUACAUUUAUUUUUACUACUGGUACAUUCACUCGGCAACUAUGUACAUAUUAUAGUACCCAUACAAUAUUAUAAGUUAUCUGUCAGUACGUGCUAAACCACCAAUCAGAUGCUCAAACUACUUAUAUUAUCACACAAGCGUGAGUUGAAUGUGGAAAAAUAUAACGCUUCUGCGUCCCAUAUCCAACAAGGCCGAAGGCCAAGUUGGAUAUGGGACGCAAAUGCGCUAUAUUUUCCGUAU
Asterias rubens (European starfish) is the source of this 1033-nucleotide messenger RNA. RefSeq lists its product as uncharacterized. The record is from RefSeq and is a predicted model, not a curated record. Bases 1 to 744 code for a protein of 247 amino acids. NCBI's taxonomy places the organism in Eukaryota, Metazoa, Echinodermata, Asteroidea, Forcipulatida, Asteriidae. The transcript has a single exon.